This is a messenger RNA of Diabrotica balteata, 2934 nucleotides long. The record is from the annotation of a GenBank genome assembly. NCBI's taxonomy places the organism in Eukaryota, Metazoa, Arthropoda, Insecta, Coleoptera, Chrysomelidae.
AAAACAAUUUGAAUUUUAGGUUAGAAUCCUAUCAUUUGGUGUGAUGAGCACGUUAAAGUUAAAACUUUAAAACUGUAAACUGUGAAUUAAAAUUAUAUGUUCACUCUGGAUCUGCACCACGAGUUUAAAGUUUGAAGAUGUAUUCUAAAUAUGACUUUAUCUGAGUAAGAUUUAGCUGUUCAGCUGCUAAUUAAUUACUUUGUUAAAGUUAACCAAGAUUACACCAAAUUACACAUUGCCAAUUAGUAAAGGAAAAUAAGAUACUCUCUACAAUGUUAACCAAUUAACCAAUGCAGAUAUAAAAUAGUAAUCUUAAUCCUUAUCAAAGAUGAUUUCUUUAAAGUGCUGACACCAAUAAUUAUUAUUAUGUAAAAGGUCAAAAAGGUAACAUCAAGUAACAUGAUUUAUUAUGCUAAUAAAUUUCAAAGUGUAAUAAUUUUAUGAUCUCUACUGGUCCUAAAGUAAAUAAUUAAGCGAUAAUUCAACAUAGUUAAAAUGUCAUCUGGACGAAAAUGUAAAAAUUGUGGGGGCUCUGAUAUAGAAGUAGACCCAGCAAGAGGGGAUGCUGUGUGUACAACAUGUGGAUCAGUACUAGAAGAUAGUAUUAUAGUUGCAGAAAUCCAAUUUGAAGAAGGUGCACAUGGUUCUACAAGUGCUAUUGGACAAUUUGUUGCUGCUGAUUCUAAGGGAGGUGCUACAAAAUUUGGAGCUUCUUUUCAUGUUGGAGACAGUGUUGAAUCUAGGGAAAUUACCCUAAAGAAAGCAAGAAAUGGCAUCACACAUUUAUGUAACCAAUUAAGACUGAAUCAACAUUGUAUAGAUACUGCUUGCAGUUUUUUUAAAAUGGCUUUAUCUAGAAAUUUAACAAGAGGUAGAAGAAAUACACAUGUACAUGCUGCUUGUGUUUACUUGACUUGCAGAACUGAAGGAACAGCACAUUUACUCAUAGAUAUCAGUGACAUUCUACAAAUUUGUUGUUAUGAGCUUGGAAGAACAUACCUUCGACUUUCUCAAGCACUGUGUAUUAAUAUACCAUCUGUAGACCCUUGCCUGUAUAUUUUAAGGUUUGCAUCAAAAAUGCAAUUUGGAACCAAAACCCAACAAGUAGCCAAUACAGCCCUAAGGUUAGUCCAAAGAAUGAAAAGGGAUUCAAUUCAUUCCGGUAGACGACCUUCAGGUUUGUGUGGAGCAGCCUUAUUAAUGGCAGGUAGACUUCAUGAAUUUAACAGAUCUCCUGGUGAUAUAGUUAAAAUAGUGAAGGUACAUGAAUCUACACUUAGAAAAAGGUUGAUGGAGUUUCGUGAAACACCAAGUAGUGCAUUAACGUUGGAAGAAUUUAUGACCGUUGACCUAGAGGAAGAACAAGAUCCACCAUCGUUUAAAGCAGCUAGAAGAAAAGAUAAAGAGCGACUGCAGAAACUAUCAGAGGAGGAUGUUGAACAUUUUACUGAUCUACAAAAGGAAAUAGAGUUACAAUUGGAAAAUAAAAGAAAAAGUUUGUUACUUUCAACAAAGUCCAGGCCCAAAGUAGAUGAAGAACUAGAAACAAAUAUGUUUAUUAACGAGUCAACAUUGGGUACUAUAGAGAACAUAAUACAUCAAGUUUCAGAUACAACUGAACCAGAGAAGGGAUUAGGACCAGAUAUCUCUAGUAUAGGCUUACCAAAUUCUUUAGAGGAUACAUCUAAUGCUUACCAACCUCCAGAACAAUUACAGCUAGAUAUGAAUUUUGACGAUUUAGAUGACGACGAGCUAGACACAUAUAUAAUGACUGACAAUGAAGUACACAAUAAGAAAACAAUGUGGUAUAGACGGAAUGCUACUUACUUAGAAGAACAAAAAAUAAAAGCAGAAAAGAUACAAAAGGAACGGGAAGAGGGCAAGCCCGAAAAAAAGAGAAAACGAGCUACCAGAAAAAAGACUGUAGGGCCAGCAAAUUCAGCGGGGGAAGCCAUAGAAAAGAUUCUACAAGAAAAGAAAGUAUCAACAAAGAUCAAUUAUGAUGUUCUUAAAAGUCUAAAUGUUGCAACUAUUCAGAAUGAAGCUGUUAUUGUAGAUGAAGAAGAUUCGGCUGCUACGUCAGAGUCUAUAAAACGUAGAAGAUUAUCUUCAGUUUCUAAUUAUAUUGAGCAAGCUCCGGAAAAGACGUCUAAGCGGAAGACAGGUACUACUGUUGGUCUUCCAGUAUUCGAAGAGACGAAUACAAAAACAGUAAACUCUGCCAAAAAUGUAGUUCCAGCAGAAUCGGCCAAAAAGGAUGAUAUGUCUGAAGAAGAGGAAGAAUACUACGAUGAAGAGCAAGUCGAAGGAGGUGAAGAAGCUAACAAUGAAAUGGGAGUUCUUCAAAUGCUUCGGCAACAUAGAGAAGAUGAAGACGAAGCCGAUUACGGAUAUAAUUAUUUUGAAGAAGCUGACUAUUAGUAUUAUUCCAGGCAAAAUGCAGUGCAUUUAGAAUUAUACUCAAAACUUAAGUAUCGUGUAAAAAAUCGUACCUAUAUUUAUGUAUAAAUAUUUUGGAACUUUUAAAGUAAAACAAAAAUCUGCCUGAAAUUGAACGCUUUAAAUUACUCUGAAACUGAUUUCUUAUUACGGAUAUUAGUUCCGUAGUCAAUCUUGUAAAAACUCUCGAGUCUAUAUAUUUUGGUUACUUGGUAUUUGCAAAAAGGAUUUACCAGAUUUCAUUCAUAUUUUUCGAAAUAUGCUCAUUUUAUGCAACAUCAGUAGUUAACCAUAAUAUUUAAGUAAUAACACAAUAAUUUGUUUUGAUCUCUGAUAGCUUACAAUCUAUUAGGUGAAUACUGAUUAAUUCAUAUUCAUUUUUUCUGGCCCUUUUUCUAUUUAUUUAUGGAUCUUAAAAUGUUUAUUUGAAAUUUUUACUAUAUUGUUAAAAAGAGGAGAAUAUUGAGCAAAAAAUACAUUACUUUUAUUAGCGUU